Messenger RNA from Gymnodraco acuticeps, 3919 nucleotides. RefSeq names its product solute carrier family 33 member 1 (gene slc33a1). Gene Ontology annotation, molecular function: acetyl-CoA transmembrane transporter activity. The transcript has 9 exons. The record is from RefSeq and is a predicted model, not a curated record. Gene Ontology annotation, cellular component: membrane. Lineage: Eukaryota; Metazoa; Chordata; Actinopteri; Perciformes; Bathydraconidae. The coding region runs from base 332 to 1978 and encodes 548 amino acids.
GCACAGAACCGGAACUCACUUCUCGCGCGCUCUGACACGUCAGCUGUAGGUGCCGGACGCAGUUAGUUGUUGCACGCGCCGCGUUUCCUGGUUCCUCUGUGUUGAUAUUCGCCGAUGUAAACUGUUCAAAGUCAAACGGUAGUAUUUUCAUUGGGUUUUAUCACCGUUAUUAAGUUGCCAUCCUGUUUGCGAAAGAAUAAUUAACGAAUAAAACCACAUCCGGUUGAUUUCACCUGUAAUCCAGCCGCUUGUGUUCAGCAUGGGUGAUUUAGCAUGAUGUUAUCACCAGAUUUCCUGAGGGCACAGCGGGUUUGAUGCCCACUGCUCCAAGAUGGAGCACUCUGAUUUUAUGACACACAAUAACGGGCGCCAGAGGAAGGCGGCGGGGGUCGCCUUCUCAUCUGAGAGCAUGACGGACAGGGUAGAGAUGAGCUCUCCUGAUCCGGAGUUAGAGGAGGAAGCAGAGGGUCUCAUCAGAGGGUCUGACUCUGAGGACAGGAGGCACAUGGUCCGGCCUGCUGGGGUCCGUGGAGAGUUGGGGAACGUUUUGCUCCUUCUGUUCCUGUACGUGCUGCAGGGGAUUCCUCUGGGCCUGGCGGGGAGCAUCCCUCUGAUUUUACAGAGUAAGAACGUCAGCUACAAGGACCAGGCCUUCUUCAGCUUUGUCUUCUGGCCAUUUAGUCUCAAGCUCCUCUGGGCGCCGCUGGUGGACGCGCUCUACUUCAGCAGGUUUGGUAGAAGAAAGUCAUGGCUGGUUCCAACACAGUACCUGCUGGGCCUCUUCAUGCUCUACCUCUCUGUGACGGUCAAUUCCCUGCUGCAGAGUGAGGGAGGACCAAAAGUGGUAACACUCACAGCUGUCUUCUUCAUGCUUGCCUUCCUGGCAGCCACACAGGACAUCGCUGUGGACGGCUGGGCCCUGACUAUGUUGUCCCGGGAGAAUGUGGGCUAUGCUUCUACAUGCAACUCAGUGGGCCAGACAGCUGGAUACUUCUUAGGGAAUGUGCUCUUCCUGGCUCUGGAGUCUGCAGACUUCUGCAACAAAUACCUCAGAACAGAGCCCCAGGACACAGGCAUCGUGACCUUGUCAGACUUCUUGUUUUUCUGGGGGAUAGUGUUCCUGGUUUCCACGACGUUGGUAGCCAUCAUGAAAAAGGAAAACGAGCAGGGCAAAGGGAAGAAGAGAGUCCAAGAGGAGACACAGGGCGUCAUGGCAACCUACAAGCUGCUGUUCAACAUCAUCAAGAUGCCCACCGUCUUCACCUUCUGUGCCUUGCUUCUCACUGCCAAAAUGGGCUUCUCUGCAGCGGACGCAGUCACAGGUCUGAAGCUGGUGGAGGCUGGAGUCCCGAAGGAGCAGCUGGCCCUGCUGGCCGUGCCCAUGGUGCCUCUGCAGAUCCUGCUCCCUGUGAUCAUCAGUAAAUACACCGCGGGGCCCCGACCCCUGGAUGUCUUCUACAAGGCCUUUCCUUUUAGGUUGCUCAUAGGACUGGGGUACGCUCUGCUGGUGUGGUUGACCCCCAGUUUAAAACAAGAUGGAGGGUUCCCUGUUUACUACUACGGCAUAGUGCUGAUUAGCUACGCAUUGCAUCAGGUGACGCUGUACAGCAUGUACGUGGCCUGCAUGGCCUUCCAUGCCAAAGUGAGCGACCCCCUCAUCGGGGGGACCUACAUGACGCUGCUGAACACUGUCACCAACCUGGGGGGGAACUGGCCCUCCACCUUGGCUCUGUGGAUGGUGGACCCCCUCACCUCUAAGGAGUGUCAGGGGGCGGCGGGGCAGAGCUGUGGCUCUCCGGAGGAGGCGGGGCUGUGCGUUAAGGAGGGCGGCGCCUGUGUGACUACACUGGACGGUUACUACGUGGAGUCGGUGGUGUGUGUGGUGAUCGGUCUAGCCUGGUGGGUGUGGUUAGGGAAGAAGAUGAGGCGGCUGCAGGAGCAGAGCCCCGCUGCGUGGAGGUGCAGAUCCAAUCACUGAUGACACUCCUCCUCAGGACUUCUGACUCUUUCUUUGUUGCUCAGCGUAACGGUGGACAUGUUGUUUCACUCCGGUCCAUCCUGUUUACUCCCUGCUCCAGCUGUUCAGAAAUCACUCUCAAACUGUGUCACCUUGACCUGCAUAACUCUGAUGAAAGACGUACAAGUCCUUCUCAUCAUUACUAUAUCCCGGAGAACUGAAACUACGAGCUAGCUAAAACGUUUUAUUUUUUAUCCUGAAACUUUACUUUGCUGUUUCAAACAGCCUUAACAAGCGAGAGCUGAGUCAAAGAGUGUGCUCAAAUACAUUUCUGGGUUUGUCUGCUUGGAUGGCCAGUGUGUGGCUAGAAAUGUUAGCAAAACAAAUAAUUAGUGCCCUAACCCAGUAUGAAGAUCAUUGCUGUUUGACUCAGAUCUAAACCAAUGUUGUUGUUUUUUUAUGAUUAUUUAAAUAUAUGUUUUCCUCUUGAGUGAUUUGUGCCUUGUUUCCUGUUUCAAAGCCAGUUGAUUCAUGAAGGCAGGGGAUAUUACCAUUGAAGUUGAUGAACAUGCAUUGAGUAACUCUGUAGUCUGUAGUAGAUUACAUAAAACAUAGCUGCUAUCGUUCUUUAGUUUUGAUAUACUUUGAUAGGAUGCUCAGCACACAUUCCUCAUGAAUACAAGAUGAGCUGUCUAAAAUAUUAAAUGUUUAAGAAAUAUUUUUUUCAUUCAUUUUCUACGCAACAUGUGAUUUUUUUAAUUUUUUUAAUUCCUACUUUAAUCUCAGAUCUUGAGAAAACAUUCACUUUCGGUCAGAUCUCAAAAAAGAAUUUCACAAGUGACCCUAAUCCUUUCCCUAUUAUAGGACCAAUUCAAAUCCUUGGAGCAAUAUUUGACAGUGCAGCUUAAACAUUUUUACUAUCAUUUUUUUUUAAGUUGCAAGAAAAAAACAGACAUAUUUGUCUCUAAAUGUUUUUUUAAGCCGAUUAGGUUUUGCAGCAUUUUCAAGUUUUAUAGAUGCAUUCAUUUUGAGUGAAUAUGUGAAUAUGCUGUACACUAUCUAUCAAUUUACAGACUAGUCCUAAUUCAGACAACCGUAACGUUGAACAGUUUGGAUCAAGCGUUUCUUGUGGCACAUCCCAUCUAAAGGGGACAUUAACACCAGCCUGAGAAGUGUGUAAAUAAAUACAUCCAUAUUUCUUGCUCCAAAAAACAAUUCAUCACUCAGACCAGCAGCCUUCGUGACAAAGCAAACGCCAUUAAAGUCUUGCCUGUUGUACAUAGAAGUGAAUGUUACAGUAUUUCUCUAAAUACAAAAUGUAAGGACACAAUCAGGGCUCAGUGUAAGGAUACGUUUAACUGUUACAUCGUUGUGUAUCUGAUUAACCAUGCCGACUUUGUGAAGUACGUUUUGAAGGUCAAACCUUUCUAGAUUAUGACGGUAGAAAAUGUUUUUUUAAAACAUGUUUGACCUGUUACUACUCUGAAAUGCACAGAAGUCAUCUGUUUAUUUAACAUCAGACUGCAAGCCUUUCCUUUAAAGUUAUUAUACCAGCACAUCACUGUUUCAUUAUGAGAGCCUUUUUGCCAUUACUGGGCACUACAUUUGUUGUAUGAUUUUAGAUGGACUGUGUGGCAUUUUUAUAAUAUCAAUGUUUCAGAUCAGUAAUUUUAAUCUGCUGAAUUGGCUUUAAAGGUGGUGAUAAAUCUUUUAGCUGCAUACAAUUUGUUUUAAUUUCUCAGUUACCUCAUCACACUUAAAUUGAAGAUGUUUGUUGUCUCGUUAUGAUUUUUUUAUUUGCCCAUCUUUUCAGAUCCCCGCUCAUUUCAUUGAACAGGGUGACCGUAUAGAGACAUUUAAAUAAGCUAUCAGCAGCGAUCUUUAAUGCUCUGACGAUGAAUGCAAUGAAAAAACUCUUGUAUACAAAUAAAAAUACACUUGUGGUUUCUGCAUACAAAAAAA